Plasmodium knowlesi strain H is the source of this 1884-nucleotide messenger RNA. Its product is annotated as Plasmodium exported protein, unknown function. The record is from RefSeq and is a predicted model, not a curated record. The coding region runs from base 1 to 1884 and encodes 627 amino acids. The transcript is spliced from 3 exons. NCBI's taxonomy places the organism in Eukaryota, Apicomplexa, Aconoidasida, Haemosporida, Plasmodiidae.
AUGCCAAUGUAUUUAUUUUUUCUAUAUUAUUUGAACAUUCUGAUAGAAGUGCUUUUGGGUAUAUACAUCUCUGGAUUUGAUUCUCACUUUUUGUUCAAAUGCCCUGUCUACGUUAACACAGGAGGAAACUCAAGAUGGAAGAGGACAUUGGCAGUUGCAUGCGCCGAAGGGGGCGACUCGAUUUUAAACGACAAGGGGUUAUCCAUAGUCAAAGUGGAAGAGAUGUGCAAAAAGAAAGAUGCAAAUUUGUCAGAUAAUAUAUAUGGCUUAUCCCUGCAUGAUCUGAAAAAUCUAUUUGUGAAUCUAACAAACUUUGUCAUGUACACAGAUUACGAAGAACAAGUGAAAACUGAGAAAAAUAUGUUCAUAUCAACUCAGCGCAUGCUAAAAUUUAUGAAGGAGAAAAUAAAAAAAAAAACGGAAGAAUUGAUUAAUACAGCUAGGAAGUAUAUCGAUGAGCUGUUAGGGAGUUACGAUAUUUUGAACCCAAAGGAAUGGGAGUCUAUAUCUAAGUUGAAUUUAUUCUUAGACAUAAAUGGAGAGGAGGAUGUGUUGUUGAUAGAUGGGAGGGAUAUAUUUUUUCAUGUGAUGAAUGUGAAAUUCUCAAAGAAAAUUCCCUUAAAUACGGAUGAAGUGUUGGAAAAUAUUACAGAAUUGUUUAAACAUAACAAGAAUAUAUAUGAUCAAUAUGAAAAGAAAGUUUAUAAGAUUGAAAAGGAUAUAAGAACAUAUUCAGGAACUGGAGGGCAGAGGUUUCCAAUGAAUUAUACACACUGGAAUAAUAGCUACAUCAAUAUCACCCAGAAUGUGGCAGUGAGAGCUUUUGUGGAUGAUUUUUACAAUUAUUUUGAGCGGCUAGAAAGGAUGCUAAUGUAUAAUCCUAAGAGAUUUACACGGAUAGAUAUAUCGUUCCUGGAUGGGACACUAGAAGCUAUUAAUAAUAUCAUAAAUUCUACCAUUGAAUAUAAAACGGAGAAAUUAUUUGUUCUGUUAAAUAAUAUAUUUAAUGGAGAUUUGAGAUCCAUUUUAGGUUUUUUCACAUACCUAUUUGAUAAAGAGCGUAGAAGAAACGAAGUGCUUUUAAAAAAGAUUGAGAGAGAAAAGACGGGGGAUGAGUACGACAGUAAUUUUUUAUUCGACGUCGAAUCGUUAUAUUUGAAGGAGAAGGAAGACAUACAAAGUGCCUUGUCCAAAUUCAGCAAUUUUAUGAAAGUGAACUUUGGAUUCGAUAUCAAUAGCCCAAGUGUCCAAUUGCUCAAGAACAAAAUAGAAGCUGCGGAGGUGAAGGAGCAGGAGAAGCAAAUAAUGGACCAUUUUAAAAUGAUAGUGCACGAAUUAUUGUGUAGAAAACAAGUUAUGGAAUUUUCCAACCUCGUCAAUUCCUUGAAGGAAAAUUCCAAAAGAUUCAUCUCCUAUUUUAGGAGAGUGUUGGGAUGUGUGACAACCCAAAAUGACAAUUGCAUAUUCAUCAGAACCAGGAAUUUGAUUCCCCUGGUGUCGAAAUAUGCAGAAAUUAGAGAAAAAUAUAAUUCCAAUUUUAAACAAAAUGACACUAAAGAAAAUAUCCUAGACCUAAUGAAGGAUAUAAAAAACGCAUUCUACAGAUAUAGGAUUGCCAUUAAAAUAUUGUUCUUGUUAAUUGAGGAUCUGAAAGUGUCUAAAGAGCUUCAUUCUGAAUAUGAAAGGAUGAUCAGGGAAAAGAAAAAAGAGCAAGAGGAAAAUUACGGUAUCAGGGAGAAAGACAAGGAGAAUAUGGAGAAUAGUUACACAGAAGCCCUCAAGGAAUGGACCAACAAAUUGGAUGCCCAAAAAAAGGUUAUUGACCAGAACACAAACGCCAUCAUAUUCUACUUCUGCUUAAUUAAGGAGUUCAAACUUAGUUAG